GGCCUUUCUUGUCUUAGCCGUCUUACUGAUUUGCUUUAGCACGGGGGUAUGUCAAGGAUGAAUCAUGCACCUUCUAUAUCUUGCCUUUGUUCCUACACAGAGGAAGUGUUUAAAGACUCCUGUUGAGGCAUUUUCAAUUUGACAGAUCUUAAGUCUGCAUUUCUUCACACGUUCGCGUUUCGCUUUCAAGUCGCUUCUACCGUUGACAGAAGGCUCCUGUGUUCAAAACCUCCCAUUCGCCUACCUAGUACGUCUAUACGAAGCAUGUCGACCAAGAUCGUACCUCGCCGUAGUGACGAACGAGGCCAUGCCGACCAUGGUUGGCUGAAGACAUUUCAUACCUUCUCAUUUGCGAUGUACCGAAGUGCUGCUCAUGACCAAUUCGGUUCACUCAGAGUGAUCAAUGAGGACCGCGUCGAGCCUCGCACUGGUUUCGGCACUCAUGGCCACCGUGAGUUCGAGAUCUUCUCCUACGUCGUAUCUGGAGAGCUGGAACAUCAAGACUCUAUGGGGAACCUUGAGAUCCUAAAGAGGGGCGAUCUCCAAAUGACGUCUGCCGGAACAGGCAUCCGCCAUAGUGAGAAGGCCCAUGGCACAAAGCCAGUCCAUUUCUUGCAGAUCUGGAGCAUUCCUUCCACGAAGAACCUUACUCCACAAUAUUUCACUCGGCACUUCACCGAUGAAGAGAAAAAGGACAAGUGGGUAUGCAUUGUUGCGCCGUCUGGAUCAGAUGGCGUCACGGAGAAGAGAGAGGCGACGGGACCAGCACCCGUCCAUUCGCCUCUCACACUCUACGCCACUCUACUGUCGCCUUCGAAGUCCCUUUCGCAUACACUUUCAAAUACCAAGGCCUACUAUCAUGUCGUCCAAACUUCUGGAUACAAUCCAGACAAGGCCAGCGGAGGUCAUGUGAAGGUGACCGGUGCAGACGGUGCGGUUGUGGAUCUGAGAGAAGGCGAUGGUGCAUAUAUAACAGGAGAUAUUGGUGCCGAAUUGAAGGCGGACAAUGUGGGGGAUCGCGUCGCCGAAAUUCUGCUGUUCGACUUGGAAUGAUCUACUUCUGGUCGAGACUGAUGAGUUUCAAGACCUCACUUUUCACAUUCUGUUGCCCAUAUGAUAUAAAUGGAUAUCUCAGCUGAACUUACUCGACUUCCAAAAGCGGUUUCAUAGUCUGAUCAAUGGAAUAGUUGCCUCAUGGCUAUCGCUACUCACCACAUAACCCCGCAAAACUUCAGGCUUGGACGUCUGAAUAGUGACAUUCUCAUCUGAUACCUGACCG
Messenger RNA from Somion occarium, 1279 nucleotides. The record is from the annotation of a GenBank genome assembly. Lineage: Eukaryota; Fungi; Basidiomycota; Agaricomycetes; Polyporales; Cerrenaceae.